This is a messenger RNA of Rotaria socialis, 522 nucleotides long. The record is from the annotation of a GenBank genome assembly. NCBI's taxonomy places the organism in Eukaryota, Metazoa, Rotifera, Eurotatoria, Philodinida, Philodinidae.
AUGAAUCGAGAACCUUGUCCUUGGCGUAUUGUUGAUGAUUGUGGCGGUGCUUUUGCAAUAGGAGCAAUCGGUGGAACACUAUUUCAUUCAAUUAAAGGAUUUCGUCAUGCUCCCAGUGGUCAAUAUAGACGAUUGAUUGGUAGUUUAAACGCAGUAACACGACGAGCUCCUCGUGUUGGAGCGUCAUUUAGCGCAUGGAGUUGUGCAUUUUCACUCAUUGACUGUAGUUGUGUUUAUGUAAGAAACAAGGAUGAUCCAUGGAAUUCAAUUCUAAGUGGUGCAGCAACUGGAGCUAUUUUACAAGCGAGACUGGGAGCUGGCGCUAUGAUUGGUUCGGCUAUUUUUGGUGGAUUUAUUCUUGCUAUGAUUGAAGGAACUACUAUUUUACUUACUCGUAAAAGUGAAAUGUUUAUGCCACCACCAGUAAUGGAAGAACCACCCAUUGAUAUGGAUAAAGGAAAAGUCGAUGGUUCUUUGCCACCAAUUUUUAGUUCGUCUUCUGUACCCAGCCAUUUUUCUUGA